Molecule: messenger RNA, 1438 nt
Organism: Cajanus cajan (pigeon pea)
Lineage: Eukaryota; Viridiplantae; Streptophyta; Magnoliopsida; Fabales; Fabaceae
Product: mitotic checkpoint protein PRCC-carboxy-term protein
Cellular component (GO): nucleus
Source: RefSeq, a predicted model, not a curated record
AGUUAGGAAUAGAGAGCGUUGGGUAGGGUUUGAGCAUCAUAGAUUGGUGGCCAUGGAUUCUCUACUAGCAAACUACGCCUCUUCAGACGAAGAAGAAGACCAACAACCAAACCCACCCAAAACGACAUCGUUUUCCUCUCUUCCUCCGCCCAAAUCCUCGCUCUUUCAAUCUCUUCCUCCGCCCAAAUCAUCCCUCUUUCAAUCUCUUCCUCCACCCAACCAACCUUCCACCCAAACCGCUUCUCCUAACCCUAACUCUAAACCUAAACCCCAAAUCGAAGAACCGCAACCCAAACGCGUCGUGCAAUUCAGGCCUCCAAUCAUCCCUCUCCCAAACCCUACCCAACUCGACGACGACGACGACGACGACGACGACGAAGACGAAGAAGAACGAAAUAGAAGAAGGAAAAAGUUAGAGUCCUCCACGCAAACCUCAUCUGUGAAAUCGUUUCUUGCCAGCAUUCCGGCGCCGAGGAACACCGCCACUCUCGGUGUUCAAGCAAGUUCCGGCGCAGGCCGAAGAUCCAUCAUCGAAACCGAAUCACCGGCACCGGCGUCGGAUUCCGGUGGUGGUUCGAGCAAUAUUCCCAAUGUUCCCGUGGAUCAAAGUGCAGGGGAUUAUGAAAAUUACCAAUAUGCCACUGACCAAUAUGGUGGUUAUUAUGGCAAUUAUGAUGCCGGUGCCGAACCGGUGAGUUCGGGUACCGAGCCAGAGGCUGGGGUUGCUGCUUAUGGAACUAGCCAGUAUGGGAAUUAUGGUGAUGCCUAUGGUGGCUAUGGGGAUUAUGCACAGUAUGGGAAUAAUUGGGGUGACGUGUCGGAGGUGCCAGUGCCGGAACUGUCGGGGGUUGGUGACAGUGUGGUGAGGAUUCCUGGGAAGAGAGGGAGGCAUGAGGUUCCCACGGAAGUGAUUGAGGUGAAGCAAGAAGAGUUGAUUAAGAAUCGGCCAAGAGAGGAUCAGGUCAAGCUUACUGGGAUUGCUUUUGGACCCUCUUAUCAGCCUGUUUCGACAAAGGGGAAACCUUCAAAGCUGCACAAAAGGAAACAUCAAAUUGGUUCAUUGUACUUUGAUAUGAAACAAAAUGAAAUGAAACUCGCUGAGCGGCGUUCAAAGGGCAUGCUUACCAAAGCUGAAACACAAGCGAAGUAUGGAUGGUGAUUUGGGACGAUGAUCUUGGAAGUAUUCCCAUCGAAAGGUGGAUGGCAAAGCGGAAGUCUUCAUAUUUAGCUGCAGUCCUUGUGUUUGUCAAAAGAUGUGUACAUUUGAUCCGUACUCCAGUGCAAAUUAUGUAUUGCUAUCCUUUUAGUCAUUAGACAGUUUAAUAUUUUACACUACAAUUUUUUUCCUUUUUUAUGAUGAAAAAAACAUAUUUCUUUCUCUUAUUAACUGGCUUUUGAGGUCAGGUUUUAAAAUACAAAAUGUCACUUAUUCUUUAUC